Messenger RNA from Linum tenue, 2258 nucleotides. Lineage: Eukaryota; Viridiplantae; Streptophyta; Magnoliopsida; Malpighiales; Linaceae. The record is from the annotation of a GenBank genome assembly.
CCAAAACCAAAACCAAAACCCACUGCUAAACCCUCGUAACGAAUAAUUCAUUCAUCACCACCCCUUAAUAUAUAUUUAGCAACCUCAAAACCUCUUCAACCUCACCGAUCACUGAUCAUUCUCUCUCUUCCUUCCUAUCUAGCUACUCAAAUUUCCCAAUUACUCCCUCUCUGUUUCUUUACAACCCAUUUUCUCAGAUGGAAGCUGCGAAUCAAUUGGGUUCAACUGCUCAUCCCAGCGUGGCCCCGCCCGCCGUGCCGGGAAACGCAACUCCGGGCACCUUAGGCCGUCAUCUAGCUCGCCGGCUAGUCGAGAUCGGAGUCAGCGACGUGUUCUCUGUUCCUGGGGACUUCAAUCUGACGCUACUCGACCAUCUGAUAGCCGAGCCGGAGCUCAAUCUCGUCGGCUGCUGCAACGAGCUCAAUGCUGGCUACGCCGCCGACGGGUACGCCCGAGCUAAAGGAGUUGGCGCCUGCGUUGUCACGUUCACCGUCGGCGGUCUCAGCGUGCUGAAUGCUAUAGCCGGUGCUUAUAGUGAGAAUUUGCCAGUCAUCUGCAUCGUCGGCGGGCCCAAUUCCAACGAUUACGGGACUAAUCGGGUUCUGCAUCACACGAUCGGGUUGCCCGAUUUCAGCCAGGAGCUCCGGUGCUUUCAAACCGUCACCUGCUACCAAGCAGUGGUGAACAACUUGGACGAUGCACAUGAACAAAUCGACACUGCUAUUUCGACUGCAUUGAAGGAAAGCAAGCCAGUCUACAUAAGCAUAAGCUGCAAUUUGCCCGCAAUUCCGCAUCCUACUUUCAUCAGGGAUCCAGUGCCAUUCUUCAUUUCCCCUGUUGUAAGCAAUCAAUUAGGGUUGGAAGCAGCUGUUGAAGCAGCGGCAGAGUUUUUGAACAAAGCUGUGAAGCCUGUAAUCGUCGGCGGACCAAAGUUAAGGGUGUCGAAGGCACAAAAGGCAUUCGUGGAACUUGCUGAUGCUAGUGGGUAUGCAGUAUCUGUAAUGCCUUCGGGUAAAGGGCUAGUGCCAGAGCACCUUCCAAAUUUCAUUGGAACCUACUGGGGUGCUGUUAGUACCAGCUUCUGCGGGGAGAUUGUGGAAUCUGCUGAUGCUUAUGUGUUCGUUGGUCCGAUAUUCAACGACUACAGCUCCGUGGGUUACUCUUUGUUGAUCAAGAAGGAGAAGGCAAUCAUAGUACAGCCCAAUCGUGUGACGAUUGGGAAUGGGCCCUCAUUUGGAUGGGUUUUCAUGACCGAUUUCCUGACUGCUUUGGCUAAGAAACUCAAGAAGAACACCGCUGCUGUUGAGAACCACAGGCGUAUAUUUGUUCCCCCUGGGAUGCCUCUUAAGUGCGCUAAUGACGAGCCUCUUAAGGUCAAUGUCAUGUUCAAACACAUUCAGGAGAUGCUAAGUGGGAACUCUGCUGUGAUUGCUGAAACUGGAGACUCAUGGUUCAAUUGUCAGAAACUCCGUCUCCCUGAGAAUUGCGGCUAUGAAUUCCAGAUGCAAUAUGGAUCAAUUGGCUGGUCAGUUGGUGCCACUCUUGGAUAUGCUCAAGCAGCCAAAGACAAGCGACUCAUCGCUUGCAUAGGAGAUGGGAGCUUCCAGGUGACAGCUCAAGAUAUUUCGACAAUGAUCCGAUGUGGGCAGAGGACUAUCAUAUUCCUGAUCAACAAUGGAGGCUAUACAAUUGAGGUGGAGAUCCAUGAUGGUCCGUACAACGUGAUCAAGAACUGGAACUACACUGCUUUCGUGAAUGCCAUUCAUAAUGGUGAAGGCAAAUGCUGGACUUCCAAGGUGCGCACAGAGCAUGAGCUGGUGGAAGCCAUUGCAAAGGCAACGAGUGAGCACAAGGAUUCACUGUGUUUCAUUGAGGCAGUGGUGCACAAGGAUGAUACGAGCAAAGAGCUUUUGGAAUGGGGAUCUCGAGUUGCUUCUGCAAACAGCCGGCCCCCAAAUCCGCAGUAGAUUUGGACUACUUGUGUGACUUGAAUUUGAGUGUGUUACCAGAACUUUACUUGUAUUGCACCGUCACUUUUGUACAUCAGAGUUAAACUUAAUCUGUUCUUUCCCCGCCGUUUGCUCAUAUGGAUGAUGAAACGAGCUUAAUGUUUGUUGAGACGUUAUAAUGUUGAUUGCAAAGGCAUAUUUGUGAGCUAAAUGCCUUAUGAAUUGGAUCAGAUGCUAAGACUCAAAUGUGCGUUUCUACAUCGAUUUGAUUUGAUCAAUUGGCCAAGCCACCCCGUUCAUUUUAGCGCC